Molecule: messenger RNA, 1768 nt
Organism: Drosophila mojavensis
Lineage: Eukaryota; Metazoa; Arthropoda; Insecta; Diptera; Drosophilidae
Exons: 1
Coding region: 75-431 (118 amino acids)
Source: RefSeq, a predicted model, not a curated record
GCCGCUCACAGUCGCAAUACGAAUUUAGAGCUUCGCACACGCUGAAGCUCAGUCGAACUAAAAGAAAAAAAAUAAUGAAACUAUUGCACGUUGUGCUGCUUUGCCUGGGUCUGUGGCUCUGCCUGUGUCCGGUUCCUGGAGAGGCGCGACGACUGCAGCGCGAGGCUAAUGCGGCGCCCGAGCCGGUGCUGAAUGCGGAGCUGGCGGCCGGUGAGUCGCUGAAGUCGGAGGAGUUUGUGUCGGAUGCAACGACCACGCCGAAGCCGCUGGGCAUUGUCUCCAUCAAAUCGCGGGCCAUCGCCAUGGACCGUGCCCUGUGCAAGGAGCAGUCGCGCUACCAUCCCCACUUCCCCAAGUGCUAUCAGUACUGCAAGCGGCUCGACCACUGGAUUGGCCAGUGCUGGCGCGAGAGCUGUCACUGCAUCUCCUGAAUGCAACGCAGCUAAACUACCAGUUCCAGUUCCAGCUCCAGCUCCAGCUCCCGCUCCAUUCACAUUUCCAGCCCACCUUGCGAUGCAGACCCAGCAACUGUUCCAGCACGCAACUGCUCCAGCUCCAGCUCCAGCUUCAAUCCCAGCUGCUGUUUCUGUAUCUAGUUCAUCUUCAAUUCCAGUUUUAGUUCCAGUCAUCAUGCUCCCGGUUCUAGCUAAAGUGCACAAUGGAUUUAGUUUCAGCUCGAAUUCCAGCUUUAGCAACUGCAUCAGCUUCAGCUCCAGCUCAAGGGAUCUAGUUGCAGUUCUAGUUCCAGCUCAGCAUUACUCACUGACUCCAGCUCAAGUUGCAACCUAAGCUAGUUCCAUCCACAGUUCUACUUCCAGCUCCAGUUCCUAGACUAGUUUCCUCAAAUUUGCUACUUGCGGUUCUAGAUCCAGCUCCGGUUCCAGUUCCAGCUUCAUUUCCAGCUCCAGUUGCAGCUCCGGCUCCAGCUUUAGGUUCAGCUCCGGUUCCAGCUUCAGUUCCAGCACCAGUUCCAGCUCCAGUUCCAGCUCCAGUUCCAGUACCAGUUCCAGCUUCAUUUACAGUUGUAGUUCCAUCUGUACUUCCAACUUCAAGUCCAACUUCAGGUUCAGCUCCGGUUCCAGCUCCAGUUCCAGCACCAGUUCCAGCUCAAGCUCCAGCUCCAGUUCCAGCUUCAUUUACAGUUGUAGUUCCAUCUGUACUUCCAACUUCGGUACCAGUUCCAACUCCAGCUUUGGCUCCAAUUCCAGUACUAUCUCUAUGUGCAACUAGUUCCAGUGCCUGUUGCCAAUCCAGCUUUGGCUCCAGUUCCAGUUCAAUCCCUACAGCUACAGCCAGCUCCCGUUCCGGUUCCACUUCCGUCUAAAAAUCCAGCUCUAGUGCAGGCUGCAGCCUCCAGCUUAAGCUCUAUUAACAACUUUCACUGAACUUCAGCUUCUGCUCCGGGUCCAGCAACUACUCCAGUUCCGACUGCACCCUCAGCCGGCACUACAACUGCUCCAGCUCUUCCGUCAACACUUCAACACAAUUUCCAGCAUGCUCACCUUUGCCAGCUUGCACCGCCUCCUCAGCCGGAGGUCCACUUGCAAACUUUGUACUUACAUAAUUCUAAGAUUUGUUUCAUUAGCUGCCCAUUACUCACACUUAUCUGUGCACUUGUGCCUCGCUUCUCUCUUGUGCACCGCCUGCCAUUCACACUUAUCUCUCUGUUUGCAUCCGCACUAAGCCUUAGCUUUACAAGAUUUCGAGUUUCUGCUGAUUAAAGAUGCAACAAAUGUUGUUGAGCUAAUUUCCUGUGCCUAAUUAAUAA